AUGGAUGAUAAAGAACCCAAUCCCGUCGAAGAGGCUGCUGCCCGCGCCAGGGAGGAGCAAGAACAAGGAGCUCUUCCCUACAAGUGGACACAGACAAUUGGCGACCUAGUCGUGACCUUCAAUGUCCCUGCAAACCUCAAAUCUCGAGACCUAGCCAUAAAUAUCAGCAAGCAGAAGCUAGUCGCAGGAGUCAAGGGCCAAGAACCCGUCAUUUCUGGCGAUCUCCCACACUCUGUCCAAGUCGAUGACUCUACAUGGACACUAACUACAAACGAAACGCCCGAUACGAAGACGGUGGAAAUCCACCUUGAUAAGACUAACAAGAUGGAAUGGUGGGCACACGUCAUAACUACUGCCCCGAAGAUCGACGUAACCAAGAUCACACCGGAAAACUCGAAGCUCUCGGACCUUGACGGCGCCACCCGUGGUAUGGUGGAGAAGAUGAUGUUUGACCAGCGUCAAAAAGAGCAGGGUCUACCGACUUCCGAAGAACAGAAGAAGCUGGAUAUUCUUAAAAAGUUCCAGGCACAGCAUCCCGAGAUGGACUUCAGUAAAGCCAAAAUGAACUAG
[Torrubiella] hemipterigena is the source of this 570-nucleotide messenger RNA. The record is from the annotation of a GenBank genome assembly. NCBI's taxonomy places the organism in Eukaryota, Fungi, Ascomycota, Sordariomycetes, Hypocreales, Clavicipitaceae.